AUGCUCCAGAGAUUGAGAGAAGAAAAGUUAUAUGACAAGUUCUCAAAGUGUGAGUUUUGUCUUGAUUCCAUUGCAUUUAUGGGACAUGUGGUGUCAAAAGAGGGUAAUCAGGUAGAUCUAGCCAAUAUUGAGGCAGUUAAAGGUUGGACCAGGCCUACUUCAGUUACUGAGAUUCGAAGCUUUGAAGGACUUAUAGGAUAUUAUAAACAAUUUGUGCAAAGCUUCUCUACUAUUGCAUCUCCAUUAACCAAAUUGACUGGCCAGGGUGUGAGCUUUCAGUGGUCUGAUGAGUGUGAGGAGAGCUUCCAAAAGCUCAAUACAUUGUUGACUUUGACCCCUGUUUUGACUUUACCCGAGGAGGGUCUAGACUUCACCGUUUAUUAUGAUGAUUUUGGGUUGGAUUAG
This is a messenger RNA of Solanum verrucosum, 405 nucleotides long. RefSeq lists its product as uncharacterized. The transcript has a single exon. Lineage: Eukaryota; Viridiplantae; Streptophyta; Magnoliopsida; Solanales; Solanaceae. Bases 1 to 405 code for a protein of 134 amino acids. The record is from RefSeq and is a predicted model, not a curated record.